AUGAGAUACAGCAGCAAUUUAGAGCCGGACUUAAAUUCACUGGAAGUGGGCCAGUCAUGUCGUGGCAGUAUCAAUCUGCAAGAGGCACGUAUACAUGCCGAUAAAACAACGAAUAGUUUGACGAUUUCGGCCCCAUCACAGACAUUCCAUCUGAAAGCGCAAAAUGAAUUGGAUCAUAACGAAUGGUUUCGCUCGCUGGAAUUUGCACGGCAUCGUGCUGUUCGUGCUGCCGAAUCAGAUGAAGAUGAAGACAUUCGGAUGAAUGCUGCUGGGAAUGGUGGUGCAGCAGCAAUUGAAACGAUGAAUCGGGCGAUUGCAACGAAAAUCGAUGAUUUACGAACAUGCAGCUCACUCAUUUCAAAAUAUGGUACGGAUUUGCUGAAAGCACUUAAUGAUUUGGAAAAGACAGAAACUGUAAAAACAGUCAGUGAACGUCUUAAUCUAUUCAAAAUUACCACAGCUGCAAUGAUGAAAGCAUGCGAAGAAUUUGUCACCUUAACUGCCGAGGAGUCAAAAAAAAUUGGCCGAUAUGCAGCAAAUGAGCAUGAACAACGACUUAUGCUGCAAGAUCAGCUGGAAGAACUUGCCGAGCAGCACAGUAAAUUGGAACGUGUAGCAUAUCAGUCGGCACGUCAUAAAAGCAACGCGGCAACAGCUGAACCACCAUUUUUGGAAGCCGAGGAAGAAUUCCAUGAUGCAUACGACACUAUGUCUCUUAUGCAAGAUGAAAGGUACAAGUUUUAUUUCGAUUUGCUCGUUUUUUUGAUGAAUGCUCAGGUUCAAAUUGAGGUUUUUUUUUUUGUAGUAGCAGAAUAA
Messenger RNA from Gongylonema pulchrum, 816 nucleotides. NCBI's taxonomy places the organism in Eukaryota, Metazoa, Nematoda, Chromadorea, Rhabditida, Gongylonematidae. The record is from the annotation of a GenBank genome assembly.